GAUUCACUUGUAUGCACAUGGUCGCACUCAGGCAAUUUACUUAAUAAAGCCUACUGCAAAGCGCCUAUAUGGAGCAUCGAUGUGUCCGAAGAAAAUACCAUACAUGUGGGUGGAGGUGAUGGAUCUGUGUCUACGCAACCUUUUGAACCCUACAAGAACCUGAAAACGAGUUUUCUACCUGGUUUUCUACCUGGCAAUGAUACACGCGAUUUUCCUAAAUACGUUUGCUAUUUGCACGACGACACAAUAUUAGUCUUCACUGAAUUGGGAAAACUACUGCAUUACAGCAAAGAAAUGGUGCAUAAGAGUACUAUGUAUUUAAGAAAAGACUAUUAUAUUAUGCAAGUUUCUCUCGAUCGCAGACGUGUCGCUUUUGCAUCUAGAGAAGGCUACGUAAAAGUAUACGAAGAGCACCGUGGGACUUUACGUACGCAGUUUACAUACGAAAUGCAAGUAAUGAAAUCACAAAUUUUUUCUUUGCAAUGGCUGAGCACUCAAUGGUACUCUGCUCUCGCAGUAUGUGGAGCGAACGGUCUUCUGCGAUUAAUCCGUUUUUCUGCUGAAUUCUAUGAUGAGCCUAGAAUAAUUAACGUACACUACGUGUUACCACCCAGUCGAGAACGUUGGUUGACUGCAGCUAUAAUGUAUGAAGUUGGGAAUAACGAUAAGGGCACGCAAUCGUUGUUAAUAUGUGGUGACAGAGCUGGGAAUGUUCAUGUAUUUAUAACACAGCGGGGAGAUAUCUUGACUGAGUCUGUGAUUAUUAGAAAGCCUAUUCAAACGCUCCAUAAAAUUCAUGGUAAAAUAGGCGUCCAGUCGUUCGCUCUGUUUGAAGAAAAUUUAAUAACAUCCGGGCGCGACGGGAUGUUGAGAUUUUAUCACAUAUGUGAAUGUAGCAUAGUACCCUUGUCAAUGCAUAAAAAGAAGAUACCAAUGGACUGGAUUAGCGGCAUGAGAAACGUGAGAGUAGAAACAAAUAAGACAGAAAAGGAGGAGGUCCUUUUUAUAUUUGGUUUUAAACAGAUAGAUUUUAUAAUAUAUGACUUGUUGAAUGAAAGCAUAGUCGUCAGAAUUCCUUGCGGUGGCGGUCACAGAGCGUGGGACUGCAUAAUAUCGCACACGUCAACAAGUUUUGCCUACAUAAAAAAUAAACAGGUUCACGUAUGUGACAUGUCUCCUUCUCUCUUUUUUUCAUAUCCUAUUUUACAGAAUGGUUUUCACACAAAGGAGACAUGUUGCUUGCGACGAAUUACAAUUUUUCGUACGGAGAAGUGGGGUGAUAUUCGUGCUCCUUGGACUAUUUUCGUAUCCGGUGGUGAAGAUUGCGCUCUUCGUAUCAGCCGUAUUUGUCUACCAAACGAACGAAUUUUUUUUAAAAAUCUAGGAAUUUUCCAUGGUCACCUUUCGGGCAUAAAAUGCAUAAGUGUCGUUGAAUUGGACGAAUCUAAGCAUCUGAUCUUUUCUGGUGGAGGAAGAGCACAGUUGAAGGUUUGGCAGUUGAACGUUAAAAGAAUUGUGGAUCGGAGUAAUUAUUUUCCAAAAACCAAACUAAAUGUAUCGUGUUCCGAUAUGAAUUCUCAUAUGCUCUAUGGGCAAAAUCGGUAUUGUAAAAAACCAUGGCAGGAAGCUAAACAAUCCACUAUCGCAGAACCGGAAACACGUUACAUGGAUAUUUAUGCCUUUUACUGUUUCAAGGGACUGCAGCAAUUCUUUAAUCGCGAGUGUGUGCUAAUCUUUGCAGCUUGUGCAGAUGGAUAUUUAAGAUUACUCGUAUAUGAAAUUAACACCAACAUCAUAUAUUUAAAAGUAUCUACUAAAUACGUAGAUCGUUGCAUCUUGAAGAUUCAUAUAAUGUCAUGGGAAACCAAAUUAAUUGUGUUAACUAUGAGUACGGAUGGAAAGUUACGUUUCUUCGAUUUUACCGCCGCGGUCUUGAAAAUACAUGAGGAUGUGAAGUCUGGAAAUCGAAGCAUUGUGAAUUUCCACGAUAUCCCUUUCGCAGAAUUCAGCCUACAUCAGUCGGGAAUUAAUUGUUUUGAUUUGAAGAAAAUGAAUGAGAAUGAGUAUCUUCUGGUUACCGGCGGCGACGACAAUCUUCUCAGUAUCGUUCACUUUCAAAUCUGCAUGUCGGAAACUAAUACCCUGUCGGCUGAAAUAUUAUCCAAAUGGAAUACGUCGUCCGCACACUGCGCACAAAUUGUCGGUGUGAAAUUGAUAGGCAAUAUAAUAUGUAGCGUGGGAAUAGAUCAGCAAGUUAUUACUCACAAGUAUUUAUGUUCCAAUCGAGUCAUACAUGUAGACAUCUUAAAUCAAGAAUUUACAUCUGUUACGGACGUGCAAGGCAUGGAGUUGGACGACCACGGCAAACACUCGGCCGAGCUUUUUAUAUAUGGACGAGGAUUUGAAAUAUUUAAUUUAAGAAAGGCGUCAGAUCCAAGACAUCGUCAAGUUCAAGAUUAAUGACAAAAAAACAUUUUCUGUGAAAAUAUCUCAUAUAUGUAUAUACAUAUAUAAUAUUAUAUUUAUUCAUACAU
This is a messenger RNA of Wasmannia auropunctata (little fire ant), 2534 nucleotides long. Its product is annotated as WD repeat-containing protein 6. Gene Ontology annotation, biological process: tRNA methylation. The record is from RefSeq and is a predicted model, not a curated record. The transcript has 8 exons. Gene Ontology annotation, cellular component: cytoplasm. The annotation marks the transcript as partial. NCBI's taxonomy places the organism in Eukaryota, Metazoa, Arthropoda, Insecta, Hymenoptera, Formicidae. Gene Ontology annotation, molecular function: protein binding.